Molecule: messenger RNA, 1325 nt
Organism: Arabidopsis lyrata subsp. lyrata
Lineage: Eukaryota; Viridiplantae; Streptophyta; Magnoliopsida; Brassicales; Brassicaceae
Product: homeobox-leucine zipper protein HAT1
Exons: 4
Coding region: 340-1191 (283 amino acids)
Biological process (GO): regulation of DNA-templated transcription
Cellular component (GO): nucleus
Molecular function (GO): sequence-specific DNA binding; DNA-binding transcription factor activity, RNA polymerase II-specific
Source: RefSeq, a predicted model, not a curated record
AAAAAAAAAAGAGAAAGGAGAAGACAAAGAGGGAACAAGUUGGGGAUAUAAUAAUAAUUGAGUUUUCAAAAGGGCAUUAUAGAUUAUAAUUGGCCAACCUGACAACAUCUCAUAUCAUUCACUUCCUAUAUUAAUCCUCUCUUUCUCUUUUCAUUUCACAUUUCACAUCUCUCUUUCUAUAAGAACCCUAAAAGAAGGUUUCUCUUGUCCUCUAUACACUUACCACCACUCAUAAAAAAUAGAUCUUUAGAGGAAAAAUCAGCUUUAGAUCAAGGUUUCUCUUGUCAUCUCUACCGAUAAAGAUCAAAUCAUUCUCAUUCAAAACCAAGAGAGUAUAUCAUGAUGAUGGGAAAAGAGGAUCUGGGUUUAAGUCUUCGCUUGGGAUUUGCACAAAACCACCAUCCUCUUCAGCUAAAUCUAAAACCCACUUCUUCAUCAAUGUCCAAUCUCCAGAUGUUUCCAUGGAACCAAACUUUUGUUUCUUCCUCAGAUCAUCAAAAGCAACAGUCUCUUAGGAAAAUCGACGUGAACAGCUUGCCAACGACGGUGGAUUUGGAGGAGGAGACAGGAGUUUCAUCUCCAAACAGUACGAUCUCGAGCACCGUGAGCGGCAAGAGGAGGAGUGAGAGAGAAGGAACCUCCGGUGGUGGUGCCGGAGAUGACCUCGACAUCACUCUUGAUAGAUCUUCCUCACGUGGAACCUCCGAUGAAGAAGAAGAUUACGGAGGUGAGACUUGUCGGAAGAAGCUCAGGCUAUCCAAAGAUCAAUCCGCAGUUCUUGAAGACACUUUCAAAGAGCACAAUACUCUCAAUCCCAAGCAGAAGCUGGCUUUGGCUAAGAAGCUAGGUUUAACAGCAAGACAAGUGGAAGUGUGGUUCCAAAACAGAAGAGCAAGGACAAAAUUGAAGCAAACCGAAGUGGAUUGCGAGUAUUUGAAGAGAUGUGUAGAGAAAUUAACUGACGAGAAUCGGCGGCUCGAGAAAGAGGCGGCGGAACUAAGAGCAUUAAAGCUUUCACCGCGGUUGUAUGGUCAGAUGAGUCCACCGACCACACUUUUGAUGUGUCCAUCGUGCGAACGUGUGGCCGGACCAUCCUCAUCUAACCACAACCAACGAUCUGUCUCUUUGAGUCCAUGGCUCCAAAUGGCCCAUGGGCCGUCAACCUUUGAUGUGAUGCGUCCUAGGUCUUAACUUUAAUGCCGGUUCUAUGGGUUGUUAUGUGGGUCAUUGUACUUUUUAGAUUAUUGACUCUCAGCUAUGUAUCCUUAAAAGCCUUUUUCAUUUUAAAUUUACUUUAAUCUGAUUAAAUUAGUUAUUCUUGUCUU